AAUAAAAUGUGCAUAUUACAAAGAGACUGCAAACAGGAAAAAAUAGGAAGAGGAAUAUUACCAGAUUUUCCUCGCUGAAUCGCUCAAACAAUGAUCAGUUUUACCAAAAGAGAUAGGUAUAUUGAACUGGCUAGGCUACUGCGAAACAUUGUCCGGGAAACUCUGCGAAACAUCCUCCGAGGAAACACAGGGUUUCCAAAAUUAGCAAUAUCGAUAACUGUUCAGUUAUUUGUUUGUGCAACGUGAUGAACUCAGCAGAUUCUUAUCGUGACGAGCAAAGCAAACAGCGCGUGAAAGCAAAUGGUUCAUUUUCAUCGUUUUAACGAUCAAUUAGGACGGCUAUGUGGAUUAUGGCGGGGAUUUUGACAGCUGUGGCUUUAUGUACAAAUUUGAAAGCUACAGCUUCAUCACCUCCGACAGAAACUUCAGUGGAAGCAUGUUCCAAUGGAAGUUUGACAAUACAAUGGAAAGGUUUUACAGACCUGAAUACAAUCAAAGGAAUCAACUGGAAGAUAAAGUUUCCUGACAGCAGGAGAUGGAGAGACUUGUCUCACUGCACGAUGUCCGACGACGAGUGCUCAGAGGUGCCAAGACUUCCCCACGGAAUCACGGUGCAGAGCAUUACUAAGCAAAACGUUGCCAUAGAACGCUUCGAAAACAACAGCACAAUAGAUCAUGUCAAGAUUAUGUGUGCUGUUGAUCAGCAUACCAGCACAGGCACCAACACUAAACUUUAUAUCUAUGACAUCAGUUUUGUUGUUCAGUGUGCGAAGCCUGUGGAAGGGAGAAAUCUCAACUUAACGAGAAUUCUUCAGAACAUGGUUACGGCAUGUGAGCGAGUAAGUUAUGUGCAUUGGUCUAUCAAUGGAAGUAACUUUGCCAGCUGCGACUCUUGUCAGGGUUGCGAAAAUUGCUCUAAAAAAGGACGCGAAGGCAGUAACGAUGAAGUCAGUUUGGAUUUCAGGAGAAGAUUAAGAUUUACGGGAGGUCUAAUACUGACCAACAUUUAAGGUUAUGAUGACGGACUCGAGAUUGAGGUCAGAUUUGACAUUAAAAAAGACUCUGGUGUGAAGAGAACGGUUGGGCCUAAGACUAUAAGGAUUUUGGUCGAGAGGGCUCGGUACUUUUCGUCAUUAGUAGUCACGAAUGCUCCUACUCUGGUAAUAUCCACUUCUCCUAGGUCUGUCUCUCAAAGCAGAGUGUCUGGUCCACCCUUCACUAUCCGCAACCCAGAGCAUGAAAAACACAAACCAACGAGCGGUGCAUCAGCCACAAACAGACUUGCUCUGACAUUGACAGUGAUUGCGGUUACUAGUCUCCUCUGAAUUUGUCUGAGAAAACAAUGCCGUAAAAGACCAUACCGGAAAAUUCUUCUUUUAAACAAGUUCUUAACCUUAACUUUUAUUUUUGCAGGUUUCAAAAGAACUUUUUUUUGUAUUACAAAACGUUGCACGGUUGUUGCAGGAAACUACUGAAAAUAAAAUAAAUUUUCCUUUUGUAUAGGACCUAUUUUCUUAGUUUUUUUUUUUUAGGAAAAAAUUUGUAUCUUACUCGCUUAUAGGAGGAUAUUUUAUAGAACUGAGUACUUUCAAAACGAAGCAGGUAUCAUAUGCAAGGUCUUUUAACUUCCGAUGAAAUUAGUUCAGAUAUUUAUUUUUUAACUUGUAAAGCUAUUUAUGGGUAACAAAUACGUGACGUAAAUAAAGAAAUAAAUUCA
Stylophora pistillata is the source of this 1717-nucleotide messenger RNA. RefSeq lists its product as uncharacterized. The record is from RefSeq and is a predicted model, not a curated record. NCBI's taxonomy places the organism in Eukaryota, Metazoa, Cnidaria, Anthozoa, Scleractinia, Pocilloporidae.